Molecule: messenger RNA, 1701 nt
Organism: Symbiodinium necroappetens
Lineage: Eukaryota; Dinophyceae; Suessiales; Symbiodiniaceae
Source: the annotation of a GenBank genome assembly
AUGAAUUCAAGCAGCGCCCACAGUCUGACACCGGUUAGCCGAGCUCUUGCGCGCCAGAAUCCGAGAACCAUGCUCGCCCGGUCAUUUUCGACGGCUGUUCGUCUGGAGCGGGGCCCGAAAUCUCGGCCCAGCGACAUCAUAGAGCAACUGCUGAAGCUGCAACCGAAAGCCUCGCAGGAAAGCAUGCAGCAGGUUUUGGCCCGACAUCACUGGGAUCGCAAGUCUCUGCGCUGGGCGAUGCAUUACCUCAAUGCCCGACGGAGGUUCGACUUGGUGGGGACGUUGCUAGCCGAGAGGCUCAAGGCCGAUAACACAAAGGUAGGUGUGUCUGAAUUCACCAUUGGAAUUAGUGCCUGUGCGAGGGCGAAGACUUGGCAGCUAGCGAUGCAUUUAUUCGACGGCAUGCAUCGAGCCAACGUGAAUGCCAAUGCUAUCAGCUACAGCGCGGCCAUCAACGCGCUUGAGAAGGGUGGGCAGUGGCGGCUGGCAGUGAGUCUGCUCGACAGCAUGCGCGAAGCCAAACUUGUUGCUGAUGUCAUCACCUACAACACCACGAUCAGUGCCUGUGCGGAUAGUGGGCAGUGGGAGCUGGCAAUGCAUCUGUUCGACACCAUGUGCAAUGCAAGUCUUCCUGGCGAUGUCAUCACCUACAAUGCGACUAUCAGCGCUUGUGAGAAAGGUGGGCAGUGGCAGCUAGCGAUGCACCUGUUUGACAAAAUGCGCACAGCAAGUUUGCCUGCCGAUGUCAUCACCUACAAUGCGACCAUCAGCACUUGUGAGAAAGGUGGGCAGUGGCAGCUCGUGUUGCAUCUGUUCGACAGCAUGUGCAAUGCCGCACUUGCUGCCGAUGUCAUUAGCUACAGUGCCGCCAUCAGCGCUUGCGAGCAGGGUGGGCAGUGGCAGAUGGCGAUGCAUCUGUUCGACAGCAUACGCAAUGCCAAGAUGGAAGUCAACGUAAGCAGCUACAGUGCCACCAUCAGUGCUUGUGAGAAGGGUGGGCAGUGGCAGCUGGCGAUGCAUUUGUUCGACAUUAUGGGCUACAGUGCAACCAUCAGCGCUUGUGAGAAGGGUGGGGAGUGGCAGCUGGCGAUGCGAUUGCUCGACAGCAUGCACAAAGCUAACCUCCCUGUUGAUGUCAUCACCUACAAUGCCGCGAUCAGUGUUUGCACGAAGGGCGGGCAAUGGCAGCUAGCGAUGUACUUGUUCGACAGCAUGAUCGAAGCCGACCUGCCUCUCGAUAUCAUGACCUUCAAUUCUGCCAUUCGUGCUUGCGAGCAGGGUGAGCAAUGGCCACUGGCAAUGCAUCUCUUCGAAACCAUGCGCAACGGCAAGAUGAACGGAACGGCUGUCACCUACAAUGCAGUGCUGGAUGCCGUGUGCAGUGAAGCGCAGGAUCAUGGCUAUGACCUUUUCCUGCAGGCUCGACAGGCUGGUCUAUAUGGCAACUUGUGCAAGCAGGGUCCUGCCCUUCUUGACUUACUUGACAUGUCGGCCUCUUCCGCUUGGAUGGCCGUGAGGUGGUGGCUGCUGGAUGUACUGCCUCCAUUGCUGUCCCAGAAGCCCAGUUGCCGUGGCAUCAUCAUCACCGGUCGGGGCCAGUCCCGCCCCCUUGCUUACAAGGCGGAUCUUCAAGCCUUCAUCUUGGGGAAGCUGAGAGAACAUGGUCUCAAUGCUGAGGUUCCGCGGGGAACAAAGCCCUGA